Ziziphus jujuba (common jujube) is the source of this 1518-nucleotide messenger RNA. RefSeq lists its product as uncharacterized. Lineage: Eukaryota; Viridiplantae; Streptophyta; Magnoliopsida; Rosales; Rhamnaceae. The coding region runs from base 237 to 920 and encodes 227 amino acids. The record is from RefSeq and is a predicted model, not a curated record. The transcript is spliced from 4 exons.
CUUCCGAACUGAAAAGGACAAAGCUAACCGAACUAAAACACACUCACGGGAAACAUCCAGUUUGCACACACGCGGCCACUCCCCUGUCACAGAGAGACUUCUUCGGCGACAGCGCUGUCUCUCUCUUCUCUUUCGUGUGUCUUUUCCUUGCUCUGCCGCCGCCGUCGUCCAGAGCGCGGGUCAUCUGCUCACAGCUCCUCAAGAAAAAGAGCAAGGGGAAAAAUCAGUCACUACCAAUGCGAUUCAUGCUGCAGACAUUAAUUCGCUACUUAGGUGGUACCUCUGUUGUUCUCAUUGUGGUUUUCAGCCCAGUUUGGUUUAUAGUUGGGAUUUUGACGUUAUUGGCUUACAACGCUAAUUUACCUUCCAUAUCAGUAGAUUCUGUGUCGAUCACCGUGAUCAACAUCAACUCUAACACUCAGCUAACCGCCAAUUUAGAGGUGAAUUUUGUUGUAAAAAACAAUAAUAUUUAUAACAACAAUAGUUAUGACAAUGUCAACAUCAUAGCUUACCAAAUAGCUAUGAUUAAUAAUUUGAGGCCAAUCGACACACUCAUUCUCCCACCAUUUGAGCAACAAGGAGAAUAUUAUCAGACCGUGCAGGUUCGACUGGACAAUGUGUCUGUGGAAGUGGACAAGUGCGACUGUCAUAUUAAUGGGAGACAGGGGACUAUGCAUCUCUUCUUUGAGUGGAUGACUUCUGUAAGGAUGAAAGAGGGAAAAUGGUUGAAGCCUAUAAGUGAUAUGAAUGUGGUGUGUGAAAUAUUGGAGGUUGUGUUUCCGUGGAAUCAAACACAAAGAUUUGAUUUUCGACAGCAAAACAAUGCAUGCCAGGCUGGUGGAGGGUGGAGAAUCUUAGGUGGAUGCAUAUCAGGGGAAGAGAAAAAUGGCAAAGGAGAAGAUCAGGAUCAAGAAGAUUGAUAACGUGACGGCGAGGUGGUGACCUUCUCAAAGAGAAAACGAGGGCUGUUCAAAAAAGCUGAAGAGCUUUCGGUUUUGUGCGAUGUUGACGUUGCGCUCAUCAUCCUUUCUGCUACCGGGAAGCCCUUCGAUUACUCCAGCUCCAGAUAUGUCUAAAAUAUUGACAAUGCUAAGAUAGAAUAACAGAGCAAUGAAGAUGGAAGUCCUAGCUAAUUUGGUUUCAAAAGCUGCUGCAAGAAACAAUGCAACAAAGAAACUGAAGCUGAUGGCUUCCAAAAAUGCAGGUGAGACAGAUCCAAGAGUGUUGAAUGUUGAAAGUCCUCAUUUAGAUUUUGAUGAAGGAAGAAGGAAACAGUUGCCAGACAAUGCUUAGCUUGUCACUGUGGAAUCAUCUUUUUGUUAAUGUGGACAUGAUAGUUUACUAUCAGUUCAUAAAUAGAUUACUAUCAGUGUUUUAUGAACUCAUAGCACAUUUUUGACUAAUUAUGAUAGCAACGCUAAUAUUAUUACUUUGUAUAUUGCAAGAUGUAAUAGAAAAUUGAUUUAGGUAUAACAUAAUACAUUUCUAUUAAAUCUUACAAUUUAUCUUAGAAAGAUA